Molecule: messenger RNA, 2493 nt
Organism: Sodiomyces alkalinus F11
Lineage: Eukaryota; Fungi; Ascomycota; Sordariomycetes; Glomerellales; Plectosphaerellaceae
Product: MFS general substrate transporter
Exons: 9
Coding region: 1-2493 (830 amino acids)
Biological process (GO): intracellular iron ion homeostasis; transmembrane transport
Cellular component (GO): endosome; vacuolar membrane
Molecular function (GO): siderophore-iron transmembrane transporter activity
Source: RefSeq, a predicted model, not a curated record
AUGAGGGGAGAGCGGGGCGCCGUCAUGGGCACCACUACUCACAUCACGCGAGACAUGGGGGAGGAAACCCCUCUCCUAAUCACCACGACACCAGCUUCCACCACCCAGCGACCCAGCACCGAUGUACCGAGCACGUACAGAUAUAGCUACGUCGCCGAGUCCAGUGCAGUGACUCCAGCCCACGCAGGCACCCGUCGCACUGCCGCCAUCUCAGCACAGCUAACCCACACCGAACGCAUCUGGCUCUACCUGGCCAUCUUCCUCGUAGGCUACAGCUACGGUCUCGACAGCCAGGUCCGCUCCACAUACCAACCGUACGCGACCUCCAGCCUCUCUCUCCACUCGUACCACUCCACCAUCAACGUCCUGCGGAGCGUGGUCGCCGUCGCCUCGCAACCCACGGCCGCCACGCUCUCCGACGCCUUUGGCCGGUUCCACGCCGUGGCCUUCUUCACCGUGCUGUACACGGUCGGGACCGCCAUCGAGGCCUGCGCGAACUCGGUCGAGGCCUUCUGCCUCGGCGCCGUCCUGUACCAGAUCGGCUACACCGCCAUCAUACUGCUGCUGGAGGUCCUGGUCGCCGAUGUGUCGUCCAUGCGGUCCCGUGUCCUUUUCAGCUACGUCCCCGCCGUGCCGUUUAUUAUUAACACCUGGAUUAGCGGGAACGUCACCUCGGCCGUCCUCCGCGUGACGACGUGGCGCUGGGGCAUCGGCAUGUGGUGCAUCAUUUAUCCCGUCGCCUCACUCCCCCUCCUUGCGAUCCUGUACUCUAUAGAGCGUCGCGCCGGGAAACACGUUGCUGCGGAGGAAAACUCCUGUCUGCCUCCCCCGCCCGCCCGGUCCCGAUGGAGCUGGGACCUCCUCCGUCGCAUCGACGCCGUCGGCCUCGUGACUCUAGUCGCCGCCUUCUCCUUCACCCUGGCCCCGCUAACCGUCGCAGGCGGCAAAGCGAGCCACUGGCAAUCCCCGAGCGUCCUCGUCCCGCUCGUCGUCGGGCUCGGCUGCUUCCCGCUCUUCGUCCUCUGGGAAAAGAGGAAAGGGGCCGAGACGCCGCUGAUCCCGUUCCACCUGAUGAAGGACCGCGGCGUCUGGUCCGCGCUGGCGGUGCGGAGCCUCCUCAACUUCGCCUGGACCAUCCAGGGGAACUACCUGUACACGGUCCUCGUGGUGGGGUUCGAUUUCUCCAUCGAGUCGGCCACGCGCAUCACGUCCUUCUUUUCCUUCUUCGGCGUCGUCAGCGGCAUCUUGGUCGGGUUCGUCAUCUACAGGGUGCGGAGGCUGAAAUCCAUCAUCGUCGCCGGCACGUGCGUCUUCAUGGCGGCGCUCGGCAUCCUGAUCAACUUCCCCGGCGGGGCCUCGGUCGGGGCGCAAUCGGGGCUCGUGGCAGGGCAGGUCCUCCUGGGUUUGGCGGGCGGGUUGUUCGCUUACCCGACCCAGGCGUCUAUUCAGGCCUCGGCGACGCGGGAGCACGUUGCUAUGAUUACGGGCCUUUACCUCUCGUUUUUCAAUGUGGGCAGUGCCUUUGGGAACUGUGUGUCCGGCGCCAUCUGGACGCAGACUUUGUACCCGGCCCUGGCGUCGAACUUGGCCUUCCAACCGAAUGGGACGUUGGCCCAGGCCGUUUACGACUCGCCGUUUACGGUGGUUCCGGAGUAUCCUGUGGGCGGCGAGAUUAGAGACGCCAUUAUUGAUAGUUAUAGUUAUGUCCAGCGGCUUCUUUGCAUCACGGCUUGCUGUCUCUGUGUGCCUAUGAUUGGGUUUUCCCUGGCGUUGAGGAACCCGAGGUUAUCGGAGGACGAGGUGCAGGAGGAAGCCGAGGAGGCUGUUAGUCAACGGUCAACGGGCGGUUCUUGUUCCGCCUCCGAAGCCCUGGCACGGGAAUACGUCAAAUCAUUCUAUCAAUUCAUGAGAAAAGACGAAAAGAAGGGCUGCAUCGGCAACGGGAUGCAAGGCCCCAACUCUUGGCUUCAGAAACCUUGGACAGUUAAACCGGCCCAGUACCUUACGCUUUCACCUACUGGGGCCUUGUUUCGUUUCGGCCUCUGUGUUGGUCCACGGUGCGCCCCUCGGCGACCUCAAAAUCCCGCCCGGCUACUUUCGGCCGCCAGCUCGACCGCCGAGACCUGCACCCCACGGACUGGGAUGGCGGACGGCGAUGGGCGCGCCGACAUGAUCUGGACUGACAAGUUCACCGGCGACGGGACCGUGUUACAUAACCUCGGCCGUCGCGACGACGUCGACGGCUCGCGAUUCGAGUGGAGCCAUGCCGGACCCGACCAGCACAAUCUCCUCGGGACGUGGACCAAUGAGGCCGAGACGUGGUUCAACAGGUGCGAAAAAGAGGGCAAGGAGGACGAUGAGGAAGCGUCCACGAUCCAGAUCUUCCGUGCAGAAAAGGCUGUAGAAACAUCGAUGGCCGGCCAACAGAAACUCAACUCGUCGCACAUAAAUCAUUGUUCCUCUCUAUCGCAAGAGAGUCUGGAAGGGCGGUAA